This is a messenger RNA of Penicilliopsis zonata CBS 506.65, 1263 nucleotides long. RefSeq lists its product as hypothetical. The coding region runs from base 1 to 1263 and encodes 420 amino acids. The record is from RefSeq and is a predicted model, not a curated record. The transcript is spliced from 2 exons. Gene Ontology annotation, biological process: oxalate metabolic process. Lineage: Eukaryota; Fungi; Ascomycota; Eurotiomycetes; Eurotiales; Aspergillaceae.
AUGUUUCCACUGACAUUGCUCCUGGCCUGCAGGGCAUUUUCUACACCAUUGCUCAAUAAUCCCUACACCCCCGACUUUCGCGACGCGACAGACGGGAAAAUUGACUCUAUCGGAAAUGAUUUAAACCCCCUUCCCUGGCGCAAUGGCGAGGGAAACGACAUUCUGGGCCCCCAGAAUCCAUCCCGUCAGCGAGAAAACCCAGAUUUGAUCCGUCCACCCAGUACCGAUCAGGGUUCUCUCCCAAACAUGCGAUGGAGCUUUGCCGAUUCCCACAUACGGAUCAACGAAGGCGGAUGGACCCGCCAGACGACCGACAAAGAGCUUGGGACCAGUGUCGAGCUGGCAGGUGUGAACAUGCGGCUCGGAGCAGGUGUUAUCCGCGAGUUACACUGGCACAAACAAGCUGAAUGGGCAUAUGUUCUCAAUGGAGAUGUACGGGUGACAGCACUAGACCCUGAUGGGGGGAGUGCUAUUGAUGAUCUCCAUGCGGGAGAUCUGUGGUACUUCCCCGCGGGGUACCCACAUUCCCUGCAAGGGCUCGGCCCGCACGGAACCGAGUUUCUCUUGAUACUUGACGACGGGGAUUUCUCGGAUGAAUCGACCUUUCUAUUGAAUGAUUGGCUGCUGCAUACGCCAAAGGCUGUGCUGGGGGAAAAUUUCCAUGUCAACCCAGACAUAUUCAACAUCCCCCCUGAAGAUAAAUAUAUCUUUCAAGGCUCUCUACCCGGGGCGAUUGACGAAGAACGUCCAGUCAACUUUCACCCCUCCUCUCUCCAAUUCACACACCAUAUGCUCAGUCAAGAACCCCAGCGCAGUUCAGGCGGCGAGGUACGCAUCACAGAUUCGCAAAACUUUCCGAUUAGCAAGACUGUUGCGGCUGCGCAUGUACGGAUCCAACCUGGUGCCCUGCGAGAAAUGCACUGGCAUCCGGACGCAGACGAAUGGUCGUAUUUUAUCUCCGGACGGGCGCGAGUGACUGUAUUCGGCGCGGAGGGGAAUGCACGCACAUUCGACUAUAUGGCAGGUGAUGUGGGGAUUGUUCCUAAGGGAAUGGGCCAUUUCGUGGAGAAUCUCGAUAAUGAAGAGGAAGUUGAGAUGCUGGAGAUCUUCCGUGCAGAUCAGUUUCGGGACUUUUCACUCUUGCAGUGGAUGGGGGAGACGCCACGUCGAAUGGUGGUGGAGCAUUUAUUUGAUGAUCCAGUGGCAGCAGAGGAAUUUCUGGAUAGUAUCAAGAGUGGAGAGAAGGAUGCUAUUAGAGCAUAG